AUGUUUGCGCAAGGAAACAAACUGUCGGCAAGUGAUGAGGCUUUCCGAGCCGUAGGACUUGUUGAUGAUGAUGAUCUGGUAUCGUGGACAGACUCGAACUUUCUCCAUUUCUUCCGCAUAAAUCAUCUGCCAACAUGGGGUAGUAGACGGAUCUGGAUGGAACGACAUGCUAGAUUUGAGAGGGAACAAAAUUACAGUUCCCAAGGUAGACAUCACGAAGUCAUCUUCGACAGUAAAGGUGUGGUCCAAAGGUCUGUUAGAGGAGUCGAAACUUAUGCCUGGGAUGCGGUUCUCGCGGGAAGCUCUGUCCAAGCUUUGAAAGGGUCCCUGUUCGAGGCGGGUCACUUCCCCUCUGACAGCAUGUUGAAUCUGUACUUUGGCAGAAAUCGUGGAACCCCGCUGGAGGACGACACACCUCUUUCAUUCUACGAGCCAGCUGACUGGAGAAAGCUCUCCUUGGAAAUUACGAGGACGUCCCAGGCUGAAAAUACCGACAAAACAACGGCACAUACUGAACCUCCUGUCGUCUUUUACAAGCCAAGAAUACCCGGCACUAAACACUGGCUAGGAGAAGACAGAAAUGGUACACCCAUUUCUGAUCACAGCAACGACGAUAUCACCAACAUCGCGCACCUCCCCAAGCGUCCCCUUAUCCCCAAAGACGUCCAACGCAUCUACGACCUCACACACCACAAAUCCCAGCCCACCGUCACCGAACUCCUCGACUCAAUCCACACCCGCGCUCAGGAGCUAAUCCAGAUCCAAAACGCCCUCGGGGCUCGCGACACGCUUCCUCCACACCUCAAAACCGUGCGCUCGAAGUCAGUAGUUGAGAUGCUGGAUAAUUUUCGUGAUUUGCAGGAGGUGAGGGAGGAGAGACAGAGGCUUGUUGAUUUGCAGGUUGAGACUGAGGAGGUGAGGGAGGGGGAUAGGAUGAAGAGGGUUAAGUUGGGGCAGGAGAUGGGGUUGGAUGUGGGGGCUGGGGAUGGUGGGAUGGGUGGCGUGGGUGGGCAAGUGAGGGGGAGGAGUUAUAUUGGAGAUAUUUCUAGGGAGUUAAAUGGGAGGGAGUGAAGAGCGAGGGAAAGCAUUCAUUUUGUUUACGAGGGUGAGGUAGGGGCUUGCUAAGCGAGACUGGAGGAAUUGGGAAAGUAGCGUCUAUUAUUUAGCCAACUGAUCGUAAGGUGAAGCAUUAGUGGGCUAAAGAUGUACAACUUGGAUGUGGAGAGAUGGCUAUUUGAUCUCAUAUUAAGUGAUGUAAGAGUCGACUGGCUCUGUGUAACAACUUUUCUCAUUUUUAGUUUGGGUCUUUUCCUUCGAAUUUAGCUAUCUUCUAAG
This is a messenger RNA of Cadophora gregata, 1335 nucleotides long. RefSeq lists its product as uncharacterized. The transcript has a single exon. Lineage: Eukaryota; Fungi; Ascomycota; Leotiomycetes; Helotiales; Ploettnerulaceae. The record is from RefSeq and is a predicted model, not a curated record. The coding region runs from base 1 to 1071 and encodes 356 amino acids.